AUGAGAGGAAAGAAAGAGUUAUUCAUGCUGAUCACAGGACUGGUGUUGUUCGUAUCUGACCUUGUCACAGAUAUUGUUGUGGCUGUCCACUACAAGCAUAAAGAAGAAUAUCAUUGGUUUGGAUUGACAUUAUUUUUGAUUAUCGUUCCAUAUAUUAUUAUCAAUGGUAUGGCUACCUAUCAAGCUACACUUGAAAAAACUUGUGCAGAUGCCAGCUGCUAUUCAAUGUUCUUAUGUUCGUCAAUAUUUGUGAGUUUUGGUAGAGAGUUCAUCAACUGGAAGAAUAAGUAUCGGGAUAACCAUCCUUGCAGAGAAAACUACACGGAAUGCAAUUGCACGGAUUGCAAACAGUACAGAGAGAUAAUCAUUACGUCCAACAAGUCAACAUACGACUUUGCGUGGAUACAUUAUGUAGAGUCACUUAUGGAGUCCACUCCUCAAUGGUGUCUAAAGGUUUACAUCAUGUUACGUCAGUGGAAGUUCCCAUGGACUACCGUCCUCUCAGCCGUGUUUUCCUUGCUUUCCUUAGCAUGGAAUAUCACCACUCUUGAGAAAGCAAGAAUAACCAAAGAAGGCUAUCAUUUCAAAUUGCUGCCAACCAUUGUAUAUUUUAUUAAUCAAUUGAUUGUUUUAAUGUCCCGUCUAUUUGCGAUUGUAAUCUUCGCGUACGAAUUUAAAGUUGUUGUUUUCUAUCUUCUGCCUUUUCUUUGGUUAAUAUCGUGUGUUCUAUUAACAGUUGUAGCCUGUAUCCAGAGGUGCUGUGGAAAUAUGCUUUUUUGUGACUUUUCGUUAUUUGACAGAUGCUCUAAACUUCUCGAAAGCUUUCCGCUUACGUUUUUUGUGUCAGAAGCUGUUCUCGAAUCGUUUGGUUUCGGUUCAUUCGCUGUUCAUUGUUUCAUGUUUUGCGUAAAAUCCUUAGAGAACUUUCUCAUGGUUGGAAUGGCUGUUGAAUCACCUGAUGACGAGACACACAUGAGUAUACUGACACCAAUUGCCUGGGCAUCGUUUACCAUAGGCUUUUUUGUAGGCAUCAUUUUACUUAUAGUCUAUAACAAAAAACUCAAACCAAAACACAAAACAGAAGAGCCGCUAGUUACAGUCGAUAACGAAAAUAUCAGAGAG
Molecule: messenger RNA, 1122 nt
Organism: Paramuricea clavata
Lineage: Eukaryota; Metazoa; Cnidaria; Anthozoa; Malacalcyonacea; Plexauridae
Source: the annotation of a GenBank genome assembly